Molecule: messenger RNA, 523 nt
Organism: Amoebophrya sp. A120
Lineage: Eukaryota; Dinophyceae; Syndiniales; Amoebophryaceae
Source: the annotation of a GenBank genome assembly
UUCUGUCGUCGGCUGCGAAAAAAGUGGACGAGGAACAAGACCACAAGGUGGAUCAGGAAGAGCAAAACCGCCUCAGCAGCUCCAGGUCGAGCCACCUUCCCGUGGACGAAGGGAUGAAACAGGGAUAUGAUGCCUAUCAUUUCUACCCCAAAAAAGAAGAACAAGAAGACCCCGCGACCCUACGUCAUCUUCCGCGCAGCGAGCCUUUGCCUGGCCUCGCCAUCCUCUCGGCAACCUGCUCACCGAAAGCCUUCCCGGUGGAGGAGCAAAGGACCGUGUGUGAAACAAACGGUGGUGGUGGGAGUGCCGGCACUACUAGCCGACGAGUGCGACGCAGACGGAGGAGGAGGAGCAGGCUCAUUGAGUCGUGGACCCUGGUAGAACGCGAGGUUGAAAAUAUCGUUGUCCAAGAACAAAACAGCACAACAGUAUCAGCUGCCGAGGCCACGCCCGAAAUCCACCGCACAUCAGGCGUGUCUACUCAAACUCCCAAAGCGGCUGGAGCUGCUGAUCGACAAGAGGG